This is a messenger RNA of Erythranthe guttata (spotted monkey flower), 4016 nucleotides long. NCBI's taxonomy places the organism in Eukaryota, Viridiplantae, Streptophyta, Magnoliopsida, Lamiales, Phrymaceae. The record is from RefSeq and is a predicted model, not a curated record.
ACACAAGUAGGCUAUUUUCAACUGUGCCCGUAACAGAUUUGAAUCGUAUAAAUAAAUUAGAUGAUACUGUUUUCUUGAUUCGUAAAAUGAUGAGGAUGCGGCCACAUCCUUCUGUCUUUGAAUUCAACAAACUUUUGCAAGUUAUUGCCAAGAUGAAGCAAUAUCCGGUCGCCCUUAAACUGUUCGACGAAAUGCGUCAACGGGCUGCCCCUGUAGAUCAGUAUACAAUGAACAUCUUGAUUAAUUGUUGUUGCCUUUUGAAACGUGUAGACGUUGGUUUUGCUAUCUUCGGCUAUUUCUUUAAACACGGUUACGAGGCAAAUGUUACGACAUUCACCACCCUCUUAAAAGGUCUCUUUUUAGAUGGUAAUGUGGCCGAGGCAGAGAAAUUGUUCAAGAAGGUUUUGACUUUGAAUCUUUGUGAGCCAAACGAUGUUACGACUCUUACUGCGAUUGACGGGCUCUGCAAAGCUGGACGUGUUCAUACUGCCCGUGAUUUGCUUUUAUUAUUGGAAAGGACUAUCUAUAAACCCAAUGUUAAGGCGUAUAGUGCGGUAAUUGAUUGUUUAUGCAAGUGCCGAAUGGUGGAUAAUGCACUCGAGCUCAAGUCUAGAAUGAUUGAUAAGGGCAUUUCACCUGACGUUGUCACAUAUAACUCGAUGAUUCAGGGCUUGUGCGAUUGUGGUAGAUGGAAAGAGGUGAAGGAUUUAUUAAAUGAAAUGGUGAAUCACAAGAUUUCGGUAGAUGUUGUUACUUUUAGUAUAUUGGUGGACGCAUUUUGCAAGGAAGGAAGCAUUAAAGAGGCUGAAGAUAUUUUGGAAGUUAUGAAGCAACAAAACAUUUGUCCCGAUAUUGUCACCUACACUGCACUGAUAGAUGGGUACUGUUUGCAAGGGAAAAUGGAUAAAGCGAAAGAAGUAUUUGAUUCUAUAACGGGCAACGGCCUUAAGCCAUGUAUUAUGAGCUACGGCACUUUAAUCAACGGAUACUGCAAGAAGGGUAAAGUGGAUGAAGCUUGGCGUCUUUUUCUCGAAGUUUCUUCGAAAGGCUUAGAACACACGACAGUUACUUAUACCACCAUGAUACAUGGAUUAUUUAGUGAAGGCAGAUUUGCAGAUGGAUGGAAACUAUUCAACGAUAUGGAAGCUCGGCACGUACGUCCAAAUUUACAUACUUGCAAUAUUUUGUUGGAUAGUUUGUGCAAAACUCAUCAGAUUGCCGAAGCAUUUUCGUUUCUACGGGUGAUGGAAGACAAAGGAUUAAGUCCUAAUAUAGUCACAUACGGUAUCUUGAUUAAUGGUUUGUGCAAAGAUGGGAAACUUGAAGAGGCAAAAAAGCUUUUAAACGAACUUCCGUCCAAAAGUUUGCAACCAAAUUGUCAAGUUUAUACCGUUGUUAUCGAUUCACUUUGUCAAGAAGGAUUUGUCGACGAGGCAAAAGAUUUACUUAUAAAAAUGGAGAGAAGCGCACCGAAUAGCGUGACAUACAACGUCAUUAUCCAUUGCUUGUUGAGGAAGAAAGAACUUGACAAGGCAAUGCCGUUUUUAGAGGAAAUGAACAAAAGGGGAUUCUCGGCCAAUGCAGCUACUUCAUUAAUGUUAAUUAAUCACCUGCAAGGAUCAGAGAAAUAUGAUUUUCUUCUGGAUAUGAUUAAGAAACUAUCCCAAUACAUGCAUCGUCCAACCACCGACCAUUUGACUUCAGUUAAGCGCCUCUUACGCUAUCUUUCUGGUACUUCUGAUUAUGGCAUAUGUCUCUAUCGUGAUUCUCCACUGUCACUCCAUGCCUUUUCCGAUGCGGAUUGGGGGGGAAAUAAAGAUGAUUUCUCUUCUACCAGUGCUUAUAUUGUUUAUCUCGGUCGCAAUCCUAUUUCGUGGAGUUCCAAGAAGCUAAGUACAAUUGCUCGCUCUUCUACAGAAGUCGAAUAUCGGUCUGUUGCUGCUACAGCUUCUGAAUUAUCUUGUAUAAGUUCUCUCCUCACCGAUCUCCAUAUCCAACUACCUCAGUCACCCGUUAUCUACUGUGAUAAUGUUGGAGCUACACGAUUGUGUUCUAAUCCAGUAUUCCAUUCCCGUAUGAAGCAUGAUGCCAUUGACUUUAACUUCAUUAGAGUUCAAGUUCAAAAUGGAGAUCUACGAGUUGCUCAUGUAGUCUCCGAGCCUUCUUCUUCUUCUGUAGGUACCAGUUCAUUCUUCACUGAAAUUAUCUUCAUAAAAUUGCUGAAAACAAUGAGAGGAACUGAAAUGCUGAUUCGUAGAGCAUUAUUUGCUAAAUACUCUAUUUUUACUUAUCCCUUUUCUUUCUUCUGUUCAAAUUUUCAUAGUGUGGGUCACAAAGAUCGAUCCUUUUCACCUAAGCCCAGAAUAGAUUUGAGUUUCAUACAUGAAUUAGACGAUGCUUUUUUCUUGUUUCGUCAAAUGGUGACAAUGCAACCACAGCCAUCCGUUUUUGAAUUCAACAAACUGUUGCAAGUUGUUGUCAAGAUGAAACAAUACUCUGUUGCCCUUCAACUGUUCGACGAAAUGCGUCAAUGGGGUGCCCCUAUAGAUGAGUACACGAUGACCAUCUUAAUUAAUUGUUGCUGCCUUUUGAAACGUGUAGACGUUGGUUUUGCUAUCCUUGGCUGCUUCUUUAAACUCGGACAUAAGCCAAAUGUUACGACAUUCAACACUCUCCUAAAAGGAUUCUUUUUAGAUGGUAAUGUGGCCGAGGCAGAGAAAUUGUUCAAGAAUAUUUUGACUUUGAAUCUUUGUGAGCCAGACGAUGUUACGAUUCUUACUGCGAUUGAUGGGCUCUGCAAAGCUGGACGUGUUCAUACUGCCCGUGAUUUGCUUUUGUUGUUGGAAAAGACUACUAUCUAUAAACCCGAUGUUAAGGCUUAUAACGCGGUAAUUAAUGGCUUAUGCAAGACCGGAAUGGUGGAUAAUGCACUCGAGCUCAAGUCUAGAAUGAUUGAAAAGGGCAUUUCACCUGACCUUGUCACAUAUAACUCGAUGAUUCAGGGCUUGUGCGAUUUUGGUAGAUGGAAAGAGGUGAAGGAUUUAUUAAAUGAAAUGGUGAAUCACAAGAUUUCGGUAGAUGUUGUUACUUUUAGUAUAUUGGUGGACGCAUUUUGCAAGGAAGGAAGCAUUAAAGAGGCUGAAGAUAUUUUGGAAGUUAUGAAGCAACAAAACAUUUGUCCCGAUAUUGUCACCUACACUGCACUGAUAGAUGGAUAUUGUUUGCAAGGGAAAAUGGAUAGAGCGAAAGAAGUGUUUGAUUCCAUAACAGGCAACGGCCUUAAGCCAUGCAUUGUCACCUAUAACUCUUUAAUCAACGGGUAUUGCAAGAAGGGUAAAGUGGAUGAAGCUUGGCGUCUUUUUCUCGAAGCUUCUUCUAAAGGCUUAGAACACACGACAGUUACUUAUAACAUCAUGAUACAUGGAUUACUUGGUGAAGAAAGAAUUGCUGAUGGAUGGAAACUUUUCAAUGAUAUGGAAACUCGACAAGUACAUCCUGAUUUAUUUACUUGCAAUAUUUUGUUGGAAGGCUUGUGCAAGACUCAUCAAAUUGCCGAAGCAUUUUCGUUUCUACGGGUGAUGGAAAAUAAAAGUUUAAAUCCUAAUAUAUUCACAUACGGUAUCCUGAUUAAUGGUUUGUGCAAAGAUGGGAAACUUGACGAAGCAAAAAUGAUUUUAAACGAACUUCCUUCCAAAGGAUUGAAACCUAAUAUUAAAAUAUACACCGUUAUUCUCGGUUCACUUUGCCGAAAAGGGUGUGUAGACGAGGCAAAAGAUUUGAUUGUGAAAAUGGAGAGAAGUGGUUGUGCACCGGAUAGUGUGAUGUACAACAGCAUAAUCCAGGGUUUGCUAAAGAAGAAAGAGGUUUACAAGGCAAUCCCGUUCUUAGAGGACAUGCACAAAAGGGGAUUCUAUGCCGACGCGUCUACUUCAUCCUUGUUAAUUAAUCACAUGCAAGGAUCUAACAAAGACGAUAUUCUACUGGAGAUGAUGAAGAAAGUUGUACCGAAAAUCUAA